This is a messenger RNA of Cucurbita maxima (winter squash), 1407 nucleotides long. Its product is annotated as thymocyte nuclear protein 1. Gene Ontology annotation, cellular component: nucleus. Lineage: Eukaryota; Viridiplantae; Streptophyta; Magnoliopsida; Cucurbitales; Cucurbitaceae. The transcript has 2 exons. Bases 225 to 701 code for a protein of 158 amino acids. The record is from RefSeq and is a predicted model, not a curated record.
AAUUAUUGAGGUAAUUACUAAUAUUGGAAAGACAAAUUAUUUAUAUUUUUAUAAUUUUAUAUUUAUGGCAGUUUCGCAAUUAAAUAACGUCUUUAUAAAUUAACGAGAGCCACAUAAAUAGGCGUAAGCGGAAUUUUCCCGCCGGGAAAAUCACCGAUUUCACUUUCUCUUCUCACUCUCCCUCGUACCAAACCACCACAACCGCAACCCGUUCAUCGAAGACAAUGGCUGACGCGGCCGUCGGAGACAAAAAACAGUUCUGGCUUCUGAAGACGGAACCAGCGGAGUGGUCGUGGGCCGACCAAGCCGCGAACGGCGGCCGAACAAAGUGGGACGGCGUCAAGAACAAGCAAGCGCAGAAGCAUCUCAAGUCCAUGAAACUCGGCGACCACUGUUUCUUCUACCACUCCGGUGCUAAGGCCCGCCGCAUCGUCGGCGUGGUUUCCGUCGCACGGGAGUGGUAUUCGGAGGGCGAUGGCGGCGACGGUGUCGUCGACGUCGAGGAGGUCGGGGAAAUGAGAGAACCGGUGGAUUUGAAAGAGAUGAAGAAGGGGAUCGAAGGGAUGAAGGAUUUCGCGCUGUUUCGGCAACCGAGACUGUCGGUUGUGCCGGUAGCGAAGGAGAUUUGGGAGAAGAUCUGCGAAUUGGGAGGCGGAUUUGAAGGGGAUGGAACAGAUUGCCGCCAUGGGAAUGAGGAAUAGAGCUUGAAUUUGAAUGCUGCACGCAAGGUGUUUGUGAAUAUGCCGGCUUCAAUGGCGAAUCAGCUCGGCAAUUUGGUGGAAUCCAUAAAAUCCAAGGUGAAGGCACUGAGGAAGUCGAAGAAAUCGAAGAAGCCAUACAUAAAAAUUGACAAGAGCGCGAACGUCAAGAUUGAAAUCCGUAGCCGAAAAGCUUGAUUGUUAAUUGAUAAGACCUUGAAGGUCGCCGAUCGUCCUGGCGAUCGUACAGUUUCUUAGUCUCGUUGUGAUCUCUGCGCUUAUCGACUCUCAGGUUUAUAAUCGCUCUCUCUCGCUCGUUAUUUUCCCCUGUAGUCUUCGCGGAAUGUUCUGGUAUGUGAUGAUUUUGUUUUGGUUUGAUCGUGUAGCUACCGAUUCUGAGUUUCUCUUACAGAUUCAGAUAUGGAACCGUUUCGGAUAAAUAGCUCCGAUACCAAACAGAUAAUCAUGAAUAGCUCCGAUUCUGAGUUUCUUCUUCAUUAUCCUCAACAAAUCUCAAUCGCCAAUCGAUCUUCCUUAUUAGAUUUCUAUUGCUUGCAAUUCAUUUCAACUCUUCUAAAUUAGAAGAUUUUGAAACAGAACAGUUGCCUGAUUUGAUCGAAAGAACAACAUAAAAUAAAGGCCAUUCCCUGAAUCAUUCGAUUUUGAAAAAAAUUCCCAUUCAUAUUAACAUUGAAUUUUGGGCAUGUUA